This is a messenger RNA of Schizosaccharomyces octosporus yFS286, 616 nucleotides long. RefSeq names its product autophagy associated ubiquitin-like modifier Atg12. The record is from RefSeq and is a predicted model, not a curated record. Gene Ontology annotation, cellular component: Atg12-Atg5-Atg16 complex; cytoplasm; phagophore assembly site membrane. The transcript has 3 exons. Bases 123 to 521 code for a protein of 132 amino acids. Lineage: Eukaryota; Fungi; Ascomycota; Schizosaccharomycetes; Schizosaccharomycetales; Schizosaccharomycetaceae. Gene Ontology annotation, biological process: autophagosome assembly; nucleophagy; autophagy of mitochondrion.
UAUCAUUAUGUUUUCUACGAGACGAAAAUCAGCAACUACUGCAGCGAGUUACAUAAAUCGUCAGCGUAACUACGGCAAAAUAUAAGUAUGAUUUGAACUUCUCAUGCCAAUUCACAAACGCAAUGGCUUCUUCCAUAAACGCUGUCGAAGAUCAAUUGAGUAAAACAUUAGAGUCCCUUCAAACAGAAGAAAAAUCAAGUAGCCUGCAAGAGAAAAUCGAUGAAAUCAUCAGCAGCUACAAUGAAAAGGAGAAUCGGAAAGUAAAUUUACGAUUUAAGGCCAUUGGAAGAACUCCUUUGCUUCGUAAAAACGUAUUUGCAAUAAAUGCAAGUCAUCGCUUUGACAAGGUUAUUCGAUUUUUAAAGAAAGAACUUGGCUUUAAACCAGAUUCUUCCUUGUUACUCUAUGUGAACUACUGUUUUGCUCCCGCUCCCGAUGAAAUUAUUGGCAAUUUAUAUGACAACUUUAGUGUUGACGGUUAUCUUCUCAUUUAUUAUUGUGUGAAUGUAGCUUUUGGCUGAUUUCACUACUCUAAGUUUAUUCUCUCAUUCUUUCAGUACAACAAUUAUGUAUUCUUAUCUUAUAUUACUUGAAUGAAUAUUAUGUAACAAACCUA